This is a messenger RNA of Malassezia restricta, 3249 nucleotides long. RefSeq names its product CDK inhibitor PHO81. Gene Ontology annotation, molecular function: protein binding; phosphoric diester hydrolase activity. Gene Ontology annotation, biological process: lipid metabolic process. The record is from RefSeq and is a predicted model, not a curated record. The transcript is spliced from 2 exons. The coding region runs from base 1 to 3249 and encodes 1082 amino acids. Lineage: Eukaryota; Fungi; Basidiomycota; Malasseziomycetes; Malasseziales; Malasseziaceae.
AUGAAGUUUGGCAAGCAGAUUUUGAGCCAGCAAAUCUCUGGAUGGGGCUCGUACUAUCUGGACUACAAGUUCCUGAAGAAGAUCAUCAACUCGCUGGAAAAGGGCCGGAUCGCGGAUGCCGCGCUCUUUGCGACGAGUGUGCGUCCCGAGGAGACGUCCGAUGGGCCCCAGCCGCUGCUCCCGAUCGACUCACCCGGCUCUGAGCUGCAGGUGCACAAGGCCGCGUUCUUCUUCCGCCUGGAGCGCGAGCUCGAGAAGAUCAAUGCGUUUUAUCUGCAGAAAGAGUCGGAGCUGCGCACGCGUCUCACGACGCUCAUCACCAAGAAGCGGCAUCUCAUCGCGCUGGCGAAUCGCCCCGUCGGCCACAAUGUGAUCACGCGCGACACGCCGUCGCUCGUCACGCUGCUCGAGGGCUUCCGCUACUUUGAAAAGGAUCUGUCCAAGCUGCAGCAGUUUAUCGAGAUCAACGCCACAGGCUUCCGCAAGAUCCUCAAAAAGUGGGACAAGCGAUUCAAGUCGCAGACGAAGGAGCUCUAUCUGGCCCGCCAGGUCGAGGUGCAGCCCUGCUUCAACCGCGAAUUUAUGACCGAGAUGAGCGAUAUCGCAUCGGCGAGCAUCCUCCAGCUCGAGAGCCUCGCUGAUGGCCACGAGCUUCCUAGCACGCCGUUCAAGAACGAGGUGGCCCUGCUUCGUGGCGCAGCGCCUCUCACGGGCCCCGUCCUCGUGUCCGACGACGACCCCGUCGACGACCUCGAGUUUGCGUCAGAGCGCCCGCUGGACUUUGACUCCGCCGAUAAGCACAACAACGUGAUCGUCGAGCUGGAAGGCCAACUCACGCAGGCUGUCCACGAGUCGCGCGUCGACGAUGCGAAGCAGCUCAUCGAACAGAUUCAGCAGCAGACGAGCGGCGGCGGCGAUCUCGAUCCGCCCAUCCACGCAGGCAUGGCGCACCUGGUCUGGCGCGCCCUCGUCACGUCGACGCCAGACGCGAUGGACGCGGCGAUUCAGGGCCACCUGCCCAACUAUGCGUUUGUCGACGACAUCAACGCCCGCACGGCCCUGCACAUCAGCGCUCAUGCUGGCAAGCUGCCGCUGUGUCGCGCAUGCGUCGAACACGGCGUCGAUCCACGCGCCAGCGACGUAUACGGCCGCGAAGCCCUCGCCUAUGCUGCGAUCGGCGGGUUCGAGGACGUGUGCACGUACCUCCUGUCGCUCCCGCCGCUGCGCUCACCGGACGACUGCGUCGUGCACCAGGUCGACCUCGAUGGCUUCUCGCCCCUCGUGCAUGCGAUCGUGCGUGGACGCACCGGCGUCGUGCGGAUCCUCCUCGACCACGUCGCGUCCAUCGGCGCGCCGGCGCAAACCAAGUCGGAGCACAGCGACCUGUCGCCUAUGGCUAUCGCCGCGCAGUGUGGCCUCGUGGACAUUACGCGCCUGCUGCUCGAGCAUGGCGCCGAGGUCGGGACGAACACCGAGGGACUCCUGCCACAGACACUCGCAGCGCGUGCCGGACACACCGAGUGCCUGCGCCUCCUCAUCGAUGCGCAGGUGGAUGUGAAUGCCGUCGAGAAAGGCACACAGUGUACGCCACUGUUCUAUGCUGCCGAGUUCGGGCACGCGGCGUGUGUCGAGAUGCUGCUGCAGUCCGGCGCCUCGAUCGAGCAGGUCGACGAGAAGGGCCGACACGCGCUGUUUUAUGCAGCGUGGCAUGGCUGGCGCGAGUGUACGCGCAUGCUGCUUGAGGCGCACGCCAAGGCGCCCAAGACGUCACAGCCCGCGCCGCCGGCGCCGGUGGCCGAGACGGCCGACAUGGACCUCGAAGGCGAUGGCAUCCCGUCCCUGCACCUGCCUCCGCCCAUCAUUCCCUUCCGCACGUACGGGCACAACUACCUCGACAAGCGAUCGCUGCUGUGCCUGAGCCUCUCCAACCAGUCGAUCGAGCUGCACCGCCAGUCGUUCAGCGACCGGCCAGACAUAUUCCCCGGCCUCACCUCGUCGUUCAAGCUCGUGCUCACGCCGCGCAACACGAGUGCCGGCGAGCAGGCUGGCAUCCCACACACCAUGAUAUUCCCGAUCGCCGAGGAGCGCGAGGAAGUGUCGUUCCAGGUCGCCGACAUGGAGCACUUUUACCUCGAGUGCGAGAUGUACCCCACCUUCGGCUCGGCACGCAUCGCCAAGACCGUGCUCUUGCCGCAGGUGCUCCAGGGCCUGCAGAACCGCACCCACAUGUCCCUCCCGCUCUUUGACUGGCACAUGAACCUCAUGGGACACAUGAACAUCGUCCUUGAAUGCGUACGGCCCUACGGCAGCGUCCAGCUCCAGAUCGGAGGGCACGUCGAGACGUACUGGAAGAGCACGCUCCCGAGCCAAAACCAGCCGCUGACCAUCUCGCCCUUGCCGCAUCCCAACACCCACGAUGGACAGGACACGGCGCUGUACGUCACGGCCUCGUCCCUCUCGGGCGACUAUCUCCACGUCUCGGUCCAGUUCACCCAGGACCUCGUGCCCGUCGUGUACGCCCUCGACCGACUGCCCGUCGAUGUAUGGGCGCCCACCGUGGCCCAGGUCACCGCCACAGAGUUCGAUCACAUCGCCCAGCGCACCGGCCAUGCAUGGCAUGUGUCCGACGACGAUGCCGGCCUGGCUAUGCCGGCGUGGAGCCAGCGACUCGCGACGACCCUCGUAUCCCUCGAGACGCUCCUCAAGACACUGCCGCAGCACGUCGGCGUGGCCCUCGACAUCCGACUCGACGCUGCCGCCGCCCAGCCUCUGAACGCUUGCAUCGAUGCUACCCUCCAAGUCGUGUAUGACGUCGCACACCGCGAUAAGCAUCGCCGCCGCCUGUUUUUCAGCAGCACCGUGCCAAGCGCAUGUGUCGCCCUCAACUGGAAGCAGCCCAACUACGCCGUGUUUUUCAUGAACAAUGCCACGCUCCACAGCGAUGCCGCCGUACCCACCUUGCCGAAGGAUGCAGAUCCACGUCAGUCGAGUAUCGCCGAGGCUGUGCGCUUCGCCAAAGGCAACAACCUGCUGGGCCUCAUGCUCGAUACCUCCAUCCUCGAAUUGGUGCCCGAGCUGCUCACAGCAGUCAAGGCAGCCGGCCUCGUGCUCAUUACACGGAGCCGCCCUACGACGCUCUCCAGCACAUCGACCUUCGCCGAGCCCAGCCUCCUGGGUCCGCCUGCCAUCGCAUGCCCCGACGCCAUUGACGGCUUCUUCGAAGACCAUGUCAUCAAGUGCACCAAAUAA